AUGGAUCCCAGAAAGUCUUAUGCAUCCCUUGUGAAAGGGGUUCACUCUUUUGACUUGACUGGAGGGUUCUAUCCUGGAGAGCUUUUGCUCAUAGGAGAUAAUGCUUUCCCGGUGCUUGUGAGUACUAAUGGGCAAGUACUAAUUGCCUCGUCCCAGUAUGGGAAGGGCCGGAUGGUAGUUGUCCCACAUGAAAACAUUCUGAACAGUCCCCAACUCCUGCCGUUCAUUAAAAAUGCUGUGCAGUGGCUCAAGCCCUCCAUGGCAGCCCAGGUGGGGGUCCAUAGCAGCUUGGAUCCUCUCUCUCAGAUGCUCCUCAGUAGUGGGGUGAAAGUGCAGACAGGCGCAACUCUUGGAACUUCGCUAGGGGUGUAUUGCACAGAUGCCUAUGACGAGACACAUGCCGACGACCUUGUGAAAUUUGUCAAGAGUGGUGGGGGUCUGCUCAUUGGAGGGCAGGCUUGGAACUGGGCAACUCAGUAUGGAACGGAGAAAGUGCUGCUUGCGUUUCCUGGCAACAGGGUGACUAGCGUGGCUGGUGUGUACUUCACUGGCAAUGUGGGAGAAAAUGGGAUUUUCCCAGUGUCCAAAGAGAUGCCAAGAAUUCCACUCAUCACUCAGCAUGGAUUAGAUAUUCAGAGUGAUUUAAACGCCCUUCUGAAUGGAGUGACUGAAUUCAAUAUACAAGAUGGUGUCCCUUCUCCUUUGCUAAUCCAUGGAACCUUGGCAUUUCCAGUUGGCAUGGAUGAUUCUCAACAGUCAUUUCUUGCAGCUGCCCACUAUGGCAGAGGACGCAUUGUUGUAGCUUCUCAUGAAAACCAAUUUACUACGCCAUCCAUGAAAGAGUUUGUUCUCAAUGCCAUCCACUGGCUUAGUUCUGGAAAGGGAGGAAAGGUUGGCAUAGGAGAUAACCUCCAGGAGCUUUACUCCAUGUUAGAUCAGGCAAAGAUCCCAAGUGAGCUAACAGAUCUUAAGGAUGGCCUAAGUGUCUAUUGUUGCAUGACCUACAGUGACAGAGAGGUGGAAAAAAUCCAUGAGUUCGUCUCUGAAGGAGGUGGCCUCCUGAUUGGAGGACAAGCCUGGUCAUGGGUUCAAGAGAAUAAUAACACUAAUGCUGAGUAUCCAGGAAACAAGAUACUUAACACAUUUGGAAUUUCAGUCCUUGGGACAGACAUCAACUCACCUAAUCAAACCUACCCAGCUGGAAAGGCCAGAGAUGUUGCUUCAUGCUAUCACUUCCGGCAAGCGCUCUUCCAAUUCCAGCAACACAUUCAGAACAAACAGUCUCUUAUGCCACCAUAUUCCACGUGGGUUAAGAAGCUAGGACAAGAUUCUGAUGCAUGCGUACAGCUUCCAUUUGCCAGCUGCCCUUCCUUUUCUUCCAUUCACCAAGUUCUGAUGGAGAUAAUUCAGCUCAGUGGGAUUCCUGAUAUCAGUGCAAGCAAGCCCAUCCAAUCCAAUUCACCAGAAGCACUUCUGAUUAGCCUGUCUUCAGAGCUCUACAACAAUUUCUCAGAGUUCCAGAAGUUAGUACCCAAGCUGAAUCAACAUCUUGCAACGGAUUAUCCUGUAUCACCACCUCAAACUAUUCGUAUCAACGGAAGGAAUGAUGGAGCUGAAGCAUGGAGAAGUACUGGCCUUUAUGUUCCUCCAGGGAAAACCACCACCUUGCUGUUUCCAUCUUCUGUCAUCAGUGCCAAAUUACAGGUACAGAUUGGUUGUCAUUCGGAUGACCUCAGCAAUGCUGAAGAGUUGAAGCGUGCUCCAAUAGUAAUAAGAAAAAUUGAAGUUAAGACACCGAGAAUGGAAGUCUCCAGCUUAUGGGGUGGUCUCUUGUAUGUCAUUGUGCCAGAGAAGUCUUCAGUGGGCCAUAUCUCUGUCACUGUAAAAGGGGCUGUCCAGGCUCCUUACUUCAAGAAUGGUGAAACCAGCACAUCUGCUUGGAAGAAUACCAUCCGUCACUAUCCUGCUCCUUGGGCUGAGCUCGAAACGGAGAACAUCAUCUUGACAGUUCCUGCAGAUGACGUGCGCAAUAUAGAGAACCCACAGAUUUUGCUCACCAACUGGGAUAAGAUGAUGAAAGCAGUGGCCAAGUUAUCAUCCAUCCCUGCUAUUUUUCCCAGGCCAGAGAGGAUUGUGGCAGAUGUUCAAAUAUCAGUUGGUUGGAUGCAUUCUGGCUACCCAAUCAUGCUUCACUUGGAUUCAGUGCACGAGAUGACAGAUGUGAAGUCCAUACAUGCCAAUGGGCUCUGGGGCCCCAUCCAUGAGCUGGGUCACAAUCAGCAGCAAAGUGGAUGGGAUUUCCCACCCCAUACCACUGAAGCCACCUGCAAUCUGUGGUCUGUUUAUGUAAAUGAGACCGUGUUCAAUGUCCCAAGAGAAAGGGCACAUGAGGAGCUUUCUCUGGAACUCAGAAAGAGGAGGAUUGAGGAUUAUAUUCAAAAUGGAGCGCAGUUGAAGGAUUUUGAGAUGUUUACAGCACUAGAACCCUAUUUACAGGUGCAGGAGACAUUUGGAUGGGAACCCUACAUGCACAUCUUUGCUGAGUACCGAAAAAUGACGCAAAUCCCAGAAGACAAUGAAUCCAAGAUGAAUCUGUGGGUAGAAAAGUUAUCGCCGCAAGUGGGCCAUGACCUGGCUCCUUUCUUUAAAGUCUGGGGGUGGCCUAUUACAGAUGAGCUGUCUCAAAAGCUGGCCAGAUCCUUCCCCCCAUGGGUAGAGAAUCCGAUGAAGCAGUAUAUGUCUCCCUAAGGAAGCAGAAGCGACAGUAAAAGUACAGGUUGAAUGUGAGUCAUGGAAUCAUGUUUGCUGGUAUUUGAAUAACCAGUCACGAAACAGCUAGAAUAAUAUGACCAAAAAUGAAUCAACUUCAAGAUUACUUCCACUUAAAUUACUUGCUGCUGAUUUGGGUUUGAUUAUUUGCCUGUUCCUUUUUAAAAGUAAAGAGCAUGUUAGAUUCUAAUAUGAAACCAUUUCCUUAUUCUGGAACUACCAUGCCAUUUGGUGUCACUGUAACUCAUUUUUCAGGAGCAUAGAAAUAGAUAUUUUCA
Molecule: messenger RNA, 3047 nt
Organism: Hemicordylus capensis (graceful crag lizard)
Lineage: Eukaryota; Metazoa; Chordata; Lepidosauria; Squamata; Cordylidae
Product: TRPM8 channel-associated factor 2-like
Exons: 7
Coding region: 1-2748 (915 amino acids)
Source: RefSeq, a predicted model, not a curated record